Messenger RNA from Gigantopelta aegis, 660 nucleotides. RefSeq lists its product as uncharacterized. The record is from RefSeq and is a predicted model, not a curated record. Lineage: Eukaryota; Metazoa; Mollusca; Gastropoda; Neomphalida; Peltospiridae. The transcript has 3 exons. Bases 164 to 562 code for a protein of 132 amino acids.
ACACACACACACUUAGAACACGAACAAGGAAGUAACGACCGCCCAAUCGACCUAAGUUGCGACCCGACAGUGUACAGUGGAAAUGUAAAGACGUCAACAAUAACAACGACAAUACGGAUAAUAAUCACUCACGUCCGUCGUUUAUGUCUGCUACAGAUUUAAUAUGCCAUUCAAGGGAUUCUUAAAACUGUUCGGGCUAAAGAAGAGUGUGUCCGAGAAGAAAGAGAAACCGGUUCGGAAACACCUGUAUGAUGAAGUGAGUGACGAACAAAUUCAGACGGGUAAAAAGGAAGAUUUUAAACGCCGGCCCCGAGCUUACGACGAGAUCGAAAUCGACGACGAGGACGGACCGACGAUGGUGGACGGAUCGCCGGACGGAACGCCGGACGAGCAAUCAUCACGCACAACAAAGUCUCUGAACUACAUCGAGGUAGACGUGCAGCCCCGGGACCCCAGCUCGGAGGUGAGGAGGUCGGACCCGCCCACCCAUUACAGCACGGUGGAGGUCGGGGCGGACGCAGGGACGAACAAGAGAAAAGUUUCCAUUGACCUACAGGAAUGACGUCAUUUGACAAUUCACUCUUAUAACGGGAGAAACAAAACUGAACUGAGACUUGUAUAAAGAAAAAUAUGUAUAUUGAAGUAAAUAUUUUAUAAUAA